Brassica oleracea var. oleracea is the source of this 1114-nucleotide messenger RNA. RefSeq names its product E3 ubiquitin-protein ligase RMA3-like. NCBI's taxonomy places the organism in Eukaryota, Viridiplantae, Streptophyta, Magnoliopsida, Brassicales, Brassicaceae. Gene Ontology annotation, cellular component: endoplasmic reticulum. The transcript has a single exon. Gene Ontology annotation, biological process: ubiquitin-dependent protein catabolic process. The record is from RefSeq and is a predicted model, not a curated record. Gene Ontology annotation, molecular function: ubiquitin protein ligase activity; metal ion binding; ubiquitin-like protein conjugating enzyme binding. The coding region runs from base 389 to 961 and encodes 190 amino acids.
GCUAAAACAGAGACGAAGGCACGAAGUUAUCACCGUCGCUGUCUUGUUAAAACCUCCAUUAUCAUCAUCACCAUCACCAUCGUUCGUUGAAACUUCUCCCAUUCGCAGUUUGAUAAUCAUCUUGAGCUAUUAUUAGUCCUCUCUUUCUUUGAUUUUGGAAGAAAAAAAACAAAAAUUUGAAUUGCUGUGGGGAUUUUACAUUUUAGAGACACAAGUCACAUCGGGUUUAGUUAAUCAUAGGGGUUGUUUGGGUGUUGAAAGAGGCUCACUUUUUUUCAUUUAGUUUCCUUUCUAUUGCUUCUCCUCUGAUCUUAGCUUUAGAUGAUUGAACAGAGAAUAUUGCCACCUAUGGAAGGGAACUUCUUCAGGUCUGAUCCUCAACAAGCACAUGAAGAUGGCUUCUCACUCAGACAAAAAUCUAAUCUCAUCAGCUCAUGAUCCUGUAGUCACUCUCUGCGGACACCUUUUCUGCUGGCCUUGCAUCUAUAAGUGGCUACACGUUAAGUUAUCUCCUGUCUCCAUUGAUCACCAUCAGAACAACUGCCCUGUCUGCAAAUCCAGCGUUGCCGUCACCUCUUUGGUUCCACUCUAUGGAAGAGGCAUGUCUUUGUUUUCCUCCAAGAAACAAAACUCAGAGCUCACAGACAUACCACGCAGACCCGGUCCAUCAACUUUCACUACACAACCAUCUCUGUCUCCAACGUUUCAUAACCACCGAUACUCCCCUCGUGCCUUCACCACAACUGAAUCAACCGACCUUGCCAGUGCGGUAAUGAUGAGUUUUCUUUACCCGGUGAUUGGAAUGUUCGGGGACUUGGUCUACACCAGGAUCUUCGGAACCUUAACAAACACAGUAGCUCAGCCUUAUCAAAACCAGAGGAUGAUGCAGCAUGAGAAGUCUCUUAAUAGGGUAUCGAUAUCCCUAUUUUUUUGCUUCCUCAUUUGCCUUCUCCUCUUCUAGCUCCUAUCACACUCUCUCUAUGUAAAUAGCCUGUAAAAUUCCAAGUCAUUGUGGUAUAACAAGUAUAUACAACCAUUGCUAUCUAUAGACUGUAUCUUAUCUUCAUGAACCAUAUGUAUGUUGGAGAAUCAUAUGAACACUACUAGUUGUUGA